This is a messenger RNA of Torulaspora globosa, 1656 nucleotides long. RefSeq lists its product as uncharacterized. NCBI's taxonomy places the organism in Eukaryota, Fungi, Ascomycota, Saccharomycetes, Saccharomycetales, Saccharomycetaceae. The coding region runs from base 1 to 1656 and encodes 551 amino acids. The record is from RefSeq and is a predicted model, not a curated record. The transcript has a single exon.
AUGCGCCCACAAGGGACUCAGCAGGCACUAUUAGAGAGGCAGGUGAGCGAUGAUCCAACCUUAACGGCUGAGGUAGACGGUCUCAAAGAGUUAGAAACAUUUUUGCAUCUCGAAGACAAGGACACUGUUAUGCAUUCAAUUUUUGAUUCACCAGGGCCUUCUUCCGAUGUCAUCGAUCUCUUAGAUAUCGCUGAUGAUUCUCCAAUUAUCAGGGAGCUCGGCCAACAGGCUGAUCUUUGUCCAAAUCAAGACAGAGGCUGUCACUAUACGGCGACCGCGGGUACAACGCUGGACGAUGAAGGAAUAUUGACGAGCGAUUUCGAGAACUUCUCAUCACCGCCAACUUCUACAAGGGGAAGAAAGCUCAGCUUUGACACGCCCCCGCAAAGAACAGCUCAAACGGUUGUCGAUUUUGAUUUUCUUCAAACAAAUCAAACAAACACGCCGUUCUCUGUCUCCAGCACUGGCGCCUUAGAAAUGGACGCACAGCGCGCUGACGACGACAGCUUUUUUGGCGAAAUUUGGCAGGAACCGGCGACACAAAAGAAUAAUAAUGAUAAUUUAUACUGUAAUAAGCCAAACUUCAAGGUUGGAAAGCCGAAGUGGUAUUAUCAUCCAGCUCCAGUGCAAAGCUUCAUUUCUAGCAACAGCAUGGAUCUUAAUUAUUUAUUCCAUUGUGAAGAUCUGCAAUCGAUGAAUAAUGUCAUGCCAUCGUUGAAUUCUGCUGGACCAAACUCAGAAGCAUUUUAUGACAACGCAUCAAGAGAGAUUGUGGAGCGUCGUCAUCAAUCACUUCCCAACAAUAGGUUCUCACGACACUUACCAGAGCAAGUUCAAGUUCAUACGUCAAAACCGUCCACUGGUCGACCUCGAAAGGAGAAAAGGAUCAAAUGUUUAAAGAGGGAUUCAACAGUGACAUUAGAACAAAAGCUUGAUUAUUUCAGGCUAGUAAUGGAGGAUGCAAGAAACAAUGGAAUUCCGGGAAUUUUCUUAAGAGAUCAUGCUGCGAGUGAACUUUCGUUGGAAAAGCAAGAACAUUGUGCGCUUGAGCUUGUGCUCCCAAAUUUCCACUUAAUUGCGAAACAUCUCGAUACAAUGAUAUCAACUAGAAAGAGCAGUUUCCGAACAAUCUGGAGAGUCACCAGAGAGCAGUUUGAUAACAAGGUGUGCUUGAACUUCUAUUUAUCGGAUGAGGUGAGACCCGUGGCGAAGGAUGACAUAGAAAUUAGCGUCUUUGUCCUCAUAGUACCUGGUCAUUCAACAAAAUACUUGGUUACCAGUUGCCAAUAUUUGGAGCUGGUAAAUUUCGUUCUCGGAAAGAAUUACAACCAUUUGAUCAACGAUAAUUUAGCAGAAACAACAGUUGGUUCGGAUGGCAAAAUGAUAUCUACACAAAAACAUCACGCAUCCAGAGUGAGAUCUCACGUCAAAAAAUUCUUGCGACGCCAUGUUGUAAAGGACUUGAGAAAAUACACGGAUCUCGACCGCAGCGAUGCCAGAGAAUUUGAAUACAGAAUGGCUUUGCACAACUUGGUUCUGCAAUGUUACCAAAAGAAGCCGUUCGAAAGUAAAGUUUCAAUUGCCUUGAUGGAAUUAGAAAAUGUUGAGAAAGCGCUGCUCAAGCAAGCUGAGUUUUUCACAUUCAAGAAAGUUUAA